Messenger RNA from Rhizoctonia solani, 1410 nucleotides. Its product is annotated as hexokinase. The record is from RefSeq and is a predicted model, not a curated record. Lineage: Eukaryota; Fungi; Basidiomycota; Agaricomycetes; Cantharellales; Ceratobasidiaceae. Gene Ontology annotation, molecular function: glucokinase activity; D-glucose binding; ATP binding. The transcript has 11 exons. The coding region runs from base 1 to 1410 and encodes 469 amino acids. Gene Ontology annotation, cellular component: mitochondrion; cytosol. Gene Ontology annotation, biological process: intracellular glucose homeostasis; glycolytic process; glucose 6-phosphate metabolic process.
AUGCCGCCCCCACCAUCCUGGUCAUCUCAAGUCUCUGGAGCCGUUCCAGAGACCACCCGAAAGGCCAUGGCCAGCAUCGAGGAGUCCUUCUUCCUGAGCGAGGACAAGCUCAAAGCAAUUGAAGCUAAAUUCGUUGAAGACUUCAGGCUAGGGUAUAGCAAGUAUGGAGAGGCCAUGGCCAUGAUCCCGACGUUUGUGACCGGUGUCCCGAAUGGAUCAGAAACUGGAACCUUCCUUGCGGUAGAUCUCGGCGGAACAAACUUGCGAGUUUGUGAAGUCAUUUUACAAGGGAAUGGCAAGUUCGACCUGCGAGCACAAAAGUUCAAGGUAUCCACUGAACUGAAGACUGGAACUGCAACCGCCCUUUUCGAUUACAUCGCAAGCUGCGUUGAUGCAUUUUUGAACGAAUCAAGUCAUGCAUCUUCUUCGGAUGACGUCCUGUCGCUCGGUUUGACAUUCAGCUUCCCAGUCGAACAAACUGCACUUGACAGGGGGAAGAUUCUUACCUGGACAAAAGGUUUCUCUGCGACUGGUGCUGUUGGUCACGACGUUGUAGUGCUCUUGCAAGAUGCGCUGGAUCGCAAGAAUUUGCACGUGAAAUGCACUGCACUGGUGAACGAUACUGUCGGAACUCUUUUGUCCCAUGCAUAUGCUACCGGAGGUUGCCUAUUGGGAGCUAUCUUCGGAACCGGCACGAACGGUGCAUUUGUCGAGAAAACCGCUAGCUUUACCAAAAUGGGUAGUGCUUUGUCAGAAGUCAAGUCGGAAUACAUGGUUGUAAACACAGAGUGGGGUGCUUUUGACAACGAGCGGGCUGUGCUCGAUGUCACACCGUUCGAUAACAAACUGGAUCGGGAAAGUAUCAAUCCACGAUUCCAAUGCUUCGAAAAAUUGAUUUCUGGAAUGUACCUUGGAGAGAUCACCCGCAACAUCCUGCUCUACCUAAUCGACAAUAAUAUGCUCUUCUCUGGCCGCUCAACCGCCGAGCUCAACAAGCACUACGGGUUUGAUACUGCAUUGAUGUCUGCGAUUGAGUCCGAUACUUCCACAGACUUGAGUCAAACACGGCAAACCCUCGUCAAAGAGCUGAACUUGGAGGAUAAGUGGAUCAAGAGGGCCGACCUUGAGAUUGUCCGCUGGGCGUGUCAGUGCGUCGGAACUCGAGCUGCUCUACUUAGCGGUGUAGCGGUAGCAGCGACGAUCAAGCAGACUGGGGUAACGAAGGAUAUUUCGGUCGGAAUUGAUGGAAGUUUGUUCGAAUUCUACCCCAAUUUCGAGCAACGACUUCGUUUAUCUCUUCAACUUCUCGUUGGCCCCGAAAUUGAGAAAGAGGUCAAGAUUGGGCGUGCAAAGGAUGGAAGUGGCGUUGGAGCCGCUCUAUGCGCGCUCCAGGCAUCAAAGCAAGCUUAA